AUGAUUCUAGCAGAUAAUGGUUCAACAGCUAUCUUCUGGAAAGAUUUAAAAUGUUAUGUACUACGUUUUGUUAAUCGUCCCAUGGCUAUCGGACUUCUUAAAUUGUUUCUUCGUAAUGCACCACAAAAUACCAGAACUUAUAUUAAUGAAGUGUAUCUUAAGGAUGUUAAAGAUAAAAAUUGUAAAGCAGCAUUAAGCUUAUGGUUUGAUUCAAUUACAGAUCCCAGAGACAAUACUUGGGCAUUUCGCUUAUUUGAUGCAAGUGGAAAACCACCAACAAAUCUUUUAGCUGCUAAUACAAAUUGGCUUGGUAAUUGGAAUAGUUGUCAUAAAGUCAAAUAUUCUAACGCAUCUAACGCAUCUGAAGCAUCAUCUUCAUUUGAAUUUAAAGGACGUUAUUGUCGAGCUAAAGUUCGUGCUCAUCCAUCAUUACUUGCCCUAGCCGGUGAUCAACUUGCCGGUUUUCCUGGUAAUCCUGAAGAAUUAGCAGCUAUUGAUCUUGGUUUAUGCGUACCAGAUUUUUGUGAAAAUGAAGAUGUAGCAUCAGUUGUUAAUAAUACUGUUCGAUUAUUAACAAUUCAUCAAUUAACUAAUGUUCGACAAGUUGAUGAUGUAUUAUGUGAAAGUCCAGCUGAACCAAAUGCACCUUAUUAUUUUACAUUAGUACUUAUAACAAUUUUAACAGCCAUUGUUAUAUUAGCAACAUUAUAUGAUUGUUUUUUUCGUGCAUUUUUAAAUAAACCAUAUACAACUGUAAGUACAUUAUCAAUACAAAAUAUUCAUACAUUAUGUAAUUUUGCAUCAUCACAUCAACAACCACAUGGAAUUUUUCAUAAUGAUUUAAAUUCUUAUCAAUAUCAAUUUUCUAAUCGUCUUCAAUUACAUGGAAUUAGCUAUCCAUCAGAAGCUGAAAGAACUCAUGUAUUAAAAAGUCGAAAAAAUUGGUAUAAUCAUAUUGUUUAUAAAUUUCAUCAAAUUGCUAUUGAACUUUCGGCGUAUACAGCUAUUCUUAAACCAAUGUCAAGUACAGGUAAGAAAAAUUGUAGAAUUUCUAAGAGUUAA
Molecule: messenger RNA, 1062 nt
Organism: Rotaria sp. Silwood2
Lineage: Eukaryota; Metazoa; Rotifera; Eurotatoria; Philodinida; Philodinidae
Source: the annotation of a GenBank genome assembly